Callithrix jacchus (white-tufted-ear marmoset) is the source of this 2736-nucleotide messenger RNA. It is a transcript of the gene SPNS1, whose product is annotated as SPNS lysolipid transporter 1, lysophospholipid. The record is from RefSeq and is a predicted model, not a curated record. Gene Ontology annotation, cellular component: membrane. Gene Ontology annotation, molecular function: transmembrane transporter activity. Gene Ontology annotation, biological process: transmembrane transport. Lineage: Eukaryota; Metazoa; Chordata; Mammalia; Primates; Cebidae.
CUUUAAUAGGUAUUUAAGUGUCCACGGUAAAGGCUCAGGAGUUUAUGAGGCUAGCAGGGUUGGGGAAUCCCAACAAACGGCGGGGCGCUGCUCAAGCUCCAUCCGUCCGUCCAUCCGCCCGUCCGUCCAUCAUCCAUCAUCCAUCCAUCCACCCAUCCCUCCAUCCAUCCCUCCAUCCAUCGCGCUGCUCAAGCUCCAUCCAUCCAUCCAUCCAUCCAUCCAUCUACCAUUUUAGAAGUAUCUACCUUGGCUUUUAGAGGUAUCUACCAUUUCCAAAACCUUUUGAGACCCCAUUAUCCCGUUUGUUGAAGGAGGAGUAUGUCACGUGGGCCUUCCAGAUAAGGCAGCUGAGAUUCGGAAGGACAGAAGACUCCAGCAAGUCUCCGGGACGCCCUUUUUGACGCUCCUGGGACUGCAGGGUCUGGGAAGGUUCCUGGUUACCGUGGCAACCGGCCGGCAGUCACGUGAGGCGGGCGGCCGGGCGGAACGCCUAAGAGGCUUCCGUAGUCGGGCGGCCGAUCACGUGUCGAGGGCUUCCCCGCGGGGACCCCCCUCCACCCCGGCUCCCGCGUCACAUGAUCGGCUUUAAGCAAUAUGGCGGCCGCCCUGAUGCAGGGCUGGGGCUGAACGGCAGCGAGUGCAGCGGCCUACUAUCCGGGGUGACGGGUGGCCUCAACGUGGGAUCCUGCCCUCUUCAGCCCGCCCUGUCCCCGACAUCACGUGUAUUCUGCAGGUCCUCUCCGUGCUGUGUCUACUGAAACGGGGAGGCGUGAGAGGGCCCCUCCUCCCUUCCAAGUCGUGCUCUGUGCUUCGGGGCAAGCCACCCGUCUCCGGGCGCUCUUCCCUUGCCUGGGUUCCGUCCAUCCUCCUUUCUCCAGUCUCCUCCCCUCGCAGGUGGGAUCGUCGGUGGGACUGGAGCGCGGGCGGGCGCGGCCCCCCGGGACCAUGGCCGGGUCCGACACCGCGCCCUUCCUCAGCCAGGCGGAUGACCCGGACGACGGGCCGGUGCCUGGCACCUCGGGGUUGCCAGGGUCCACGGGGAACCCCAAGUCCGAGGAGCCCGAGGUCCUGGACCGGGAGGGGCUGCAGUGCAUCACCGGCCUGUCUCCGGGCCAUUCGGCUCUUAUAGUGGGGGUGCUGUGUUACAUCAAUCUCCUGAACUACAUGGAUCGCUUCACCGUGGCUGGGGUCCUUCCUGACAUCGAGCAGUUCUUCGACAUCGGGGACAGUAGCUCUGGGCUCAUCCAGACCGUGUUCAUCUCCAGUUACAUGGUGUUGGCACCUGUGUUUGGCUACCUGGGUGACAGGUACAAUCGGAAGUAUCUCAUGUGCGGGGGCAUUGCCUUCUGGUCCCUGGUGACACUGGGGUCAUCCUUCAUCCCCAGAGAGCGUUUUUGGCUGCUCCUCCUGACCCGGGGCCUGGUGGGGGUCGGGGAGGCCAGUUAUUCCACUAUUGCACCCACCCUCAUUGCCGACCUCUUCGUGGCUGACCAGCGGAGCCGGAUGCUCAGUGUGUUCUACUUUGCCAUUCCGGUGGGCAGUGGUCUGGGCUACAUUGCAGGCUCCAAAGUGAAGGAUGUGGCUGGGGACUGGCACUGGGCCCUGAGGGUGACACCGGGGCUAGGAGUGGUGGCCGUUCUGCUGCUGUUCCUGAUAGUGCGGGAGCCGCCAAGGGGAGCCGUGGAGCGCCACUCAGAUUCGCCACCCCUGAACCCCACCUCAUGGUGGGCAGAUCUGAGGGCUCUGGCAAGAAAUCCUAGUUUCAUCCUGUCUUCCCUGGGCUUCACUGCUGUGGCCUUUGUCACGGGCUCCCUGGCUCUGUGGGCUCCUGCGUUCCUGCUGCGUUCCCGCGUGGUCCUUGGGGAGACCCCGCCUUGCCUUCCUGGAGACUCCUGCUCUUCCUCUGACAGUCUCAUCUUCGGGUUCAUCACCUGCCUGACCGGAGUCCUGGGUGUGGGCCUGGGUGUGGAGAUCAGCCGCCAGCUCCGCCGCUCCAAUCCCCGGGCUGACCCCCUGGUGUGUGCUGCUGGCCUCCUGGGCUCUGCACCCUUCCUCUUCCUGUCCCUUGCCUGUGCCCGUGGUAGCAUUGUGGCCACCUAUAUUUUCAUCUUCAUUGGAGAGACCCUCCUGUCCAUGAACUGGGCCAUCGUGGCUGACAUUCUGCUGUACGUGGUGAUCCCCACUCGACGCUCCACCGCUGAGGCCUUCCAGAUCGUGCUGUCCCACCUGCUGGGCGAUGCUGGGAGCCCCUACCUCAUCGGCCUGGCUUGCUGCGCGAGGCAGGGCCCACAGAUGACCGGAUCGUGGUGCCCCAGCGGGGCCGCUCCACCCGGGUGCCUGUGGCCAGCGUGCUCAUCUGAGAGGCCGCCGCUUGCCUGCCUGCACAUCUGCCGCAGCUGGCCCUGGGUCCACCCCACAAGGGGCCUGGGCCUAACCCCUUGGCCUGACCCAGCUUCCAGAGGGACCCUGGGCCGUAUCCCAGCUCCCAGACACUACAUGGGCAGCUCAGGGGAGGAGGUGGGGGUACAGGAAGGGGAUCCCCCUCCACAGGGGCAGCCCCAGGGGCUCGGUGCUAUUUGUUAUGGAAUAAAAUUUGUAGCCAGACCCCAGGUGCCUGCUCUUGUCUUUCUCUGGGUGACCUCUGAUCUUGCGUCCCGUCUUCACCCCAGGGCUCCUGAAGACUGUGGGUCACCCCUUGGGGCUCUGAGUGAGUCUCUGCCCUUCUGGUCUGGGUGA